Molecule: messenger RNA, 1763 nt
Organism: Thalassophryne amazonica
Lineage: Eukaryota; Metazoa; Chordata; Actinopteri; Batrachoidiformes; Batrachoididae
Gene: nptx2a
Product: neuronal pentraxin 2a
Exons: 6
Coding region: 109-1551 (480 amino acids)
Source: RefSeq, a predicted model, not a curated record
UUUAAAGUCAUAAUUUCGAUUUGAUCGCUCGUUCAAAGCAGAUCCGUCCUCGUGCUUGUUGGAUGUUUGAUCAGAUUUUUCACUGCGGACUCUGUUUUGAUUAAGUCAAUGGUUUUUCUACGCCGUGAACUUGUUUUUCUACUUCUAUUAGUUUGGAAGUUUUACGCGCUCAUUCUGGAGGAGCAGGAGCAUCUAGUCGGAAUGUUCACUUUCACACUUGGACUGUUGUGUUUGGUCAGCGGAUGCGCGGCGCGCACUCAGGAUGCCACAGGUAGCCGCUUCGUGUGCAACGCCAUCCCCCCGGGCGCAGAGCCGGGCUGUGGGUAUGGUCUCGGAGUGAACCGCGUUCAGGGCAGCAGCCCCGUGGAGGACGAGUUGCGGAACACGAUCAUCCAGCUCCGGGAAACCAUUCUGCAGCAGAAAGAGACCAUCGUCAACCAGCAGGGAACCAUCAAGGAGCUCAACAGCAAGCUGGCGCGCUGCGAGGCGGCCGCGGACGAGACUACGCAGGUCAAAUCCCGAGGUCAGGGCUCCAGACGGAAGGAGUACGGCAAGAAUACCAUGGGCGAUCUGCCCCGGGACCCCAGCGACACUAUAGACCAGCUGGGAAAGACAAUGCAGAGUCUCAAGGGUCGGUUGGAGAACCUGGAGCAGCAGAGCCUGCGUCUGCCCAGCGCCAACAGUUCAGCCGGGGCGGCCUCGGCUCUGACUCCCCUGCCGCCAGAGCUGCGUGAGCUUCUGCGCCAGCGUCUGGGGGCGCUAGAGAGCCAGCUCCUCCGGAAGGUGGCCGAGCUGGAGGAAGAGAAGAGCCAGCUUUACAAUGAAACAGCAGCCCACCGCCAACGCACCGAAAGCGCCCUCAACUCCCUGAUGGAGAGGAUCACAGAGCUUGAGAAGAGUAAUAACGCAUUCAAAUCACCUGAGGAUUUUAAGGUGUCUCUCCCUCUGCGCACCAACUACUUAUAUGGGCGGAUUAAGAAGAGUGUCCCAGAAAUGUACGCCUUCACCGUGUGCAUGUGGCUCAAGUCCAGCGCUAGCCCUGGCAUCGGAACACCAUUCUCGUACGGCGUCCCUGGCCAAGCCAAUGAGAUAGUCCUCAUCGAAUGGGGGACCAACCCCAUUGAGCUACUAGUUAAUGAUAAGGUGGCCCAGCUUCCUCUGUCCGUGAGCGACAGUCGAUGGCACCAUAUCUGCAUCACCUGGACAACCAGAGACGGCUUCUGGGAGGCGUACCAGGAUGGCGAGCGUCUCGGCACUGGGGACAACCUGGCCCCUUGGCACCCAAUUAAACCCGGUGGGGUGAUCAUCCUGGGCCAGGAGCAGGACAUAGUUGGAGGUCGCUUUGAUGCCACGCAGGCCUUUGUAGGCGAGCUGAGCCAGUUCAACAUGUGGGACAGAGUGCUGCGACCUGUGGACAUCGUGGGCCUAGCCAACUGUUCGGCUUACAUGCCUGGAAACGUAGUUCCUUGGAUCGACGCUAACGUUGAAGUGUUUGGCGGCGCCAGUAAAGCUGCACUGGAGAUUUGUGAAGAUCGUGCAUUUGAUUCCUAAAGGACGUGAUUGAAGGUGACCAGUAAUACAGUCACUGGGAUCAAGAAGCUGUUCCACUGUUGCUUCUAUCAAAUCCCAAAGAAAGCAUUACCACUGCACCAUUAUGACAUAUCUAUAAGGCCUGAGUACAUUUUCUGGAAGACCCCAUGUUUAGUGGACUCAAAGUCAACGCUUUGCACAUCAUUUGAUUUUGAUCCUCAAACCACUACGGG